Messenger RNA from Zerene cesonia (dogface butterfly), 1636 nucleotides. RefSeq names its product catalase-like. Gene Ontology annotation, biological process: hydrogen peroxide catabolic process; response to hydrogen peroxide. Lineage: Eukaryota; Metazoa; Arthropoda; Insecta; Lepidoptera; Pieridae. The transcript has 2 exons. Gene Ontology annotation, cellular component: peroxisome; mitochondrion; cytoplasm. The record is from RefSeq and is a predicted model, not a curated record. Bases 1 to 1509 code for a protein of 502 amino acids. Gene Ontology annotation, molecular function: catalase activity; heme binding.
AUGGCGAUAGCCACCGUGAGUGCAACGAGUGACCCAGCUCAACAAAUUAUUUUAUAUAAGGAAAAAACGUCGGGGCCAAUUGGAAUUAUGACAACUAGCGCCGGAGCACCUAUUGAGUACAAGGACACGAACACCCUAAAUACUCGUUUAAUAUUUAAUGAAUUUUUUAUGGAUUCUAUGACACAUCUAGUUCGCGAACGUAUACCUGAACGUAUAGUGCAUGCAGUGGCCGGUGGAGCUUUUGGAUAUUUCGAAGUCACACAUGAUAUCACACACAUUUGUAAAGCUAAAUUGUUCAGUAGAGUUGGUAAAAAAACACCAAUAGCAGCCAGAUUCUCUCCAGUUGUUGUGGAAAGAGGUGGAAGUGAUACUUCAAGAGAUGCACGAGGAUUUGCUGUGAAAUUCUAUACGGAAGAUGGAAACUUCGAUAUCGUAGGAUUUAAUACACCUAUGUAUGUAUACAAUGACCCAAUAUUAUUUCCUACAUUUGUAAGAGCUCAAAAGAAGAACCCAGCAACGAAUUUGUAUGAUGCAAAUACUCUUUGGGAUUUCUUAACACUUCGACCCGAAAGUUUUCAUAUGUUUUUAUUGGUGUUUGGAGAUCGCGGUAUACCAGACGGAUAUCAUCAUAUGCCUGGGUUUGGUAUUCAUACUUUUGAAGUCAUUAAUGAACACGGAGAGAAGCAUUUUAUUAGAUUCCACUUCAUGCCAGAUGCAGGAAUAAAAAAUUUGCGAACGGAACAAGCAAGGAAAAUAAGUGCUGAAGAUGCUGAUUAUAAUACAAGAACAUUAUACAGAUCUAUUUCUAAUGGAGAUUUUCCAACUUGGAGUGUAAGUAUUCAAGUACUUACAUUAGACGACGUUAAAAAUGCUAGAAUUAAUGUAUUUGAUGUUACAAAAGUUUUACCUAUAGAUGAGUAUCCACUGAGACCCUUAGGAAAGAUGGUGUUAAAUAAAAAUGCAGUAAAUUACUUUGCUGAAAUCGAACAAUUAGCAUUUAAUCCAGCUAAUUUAGUGCCAGGAAUUUUAGGCGGACCUGAUAAAGUGUUCGAAGCAAGAAGAUUAGCUUACAGAGAUGCCCAGUAUUAUCGUUUAGGGGCUAAUUUUAAUAGGAUACCCGUGAAUUGUCCUAUACAAUCGAAAAACUUGGCUUAUAACAGAGAUGGAAAGCCGCCUGUGAAGGACAAUGGCAAGGAUGCCCCCAAUUAUUAUCCUAAUUCCUUUAAUGGACCGGUUCCGUAUGAAGAUCAUAAAAGAGGAGAACUGUUGAGAAUUUACGAAGAAGAUGCUAACAAUUUUGAACAAGCGACAGAAUUGUAUGUGAAUGAAAUAACAACGGAGGAGCGUAGUAGAUUAGUCGAAAAUGUGCUAUACAGUUUGGGACCUGCCGCUAAGUUUCUCCAAGAAAGGGCGGUCAAAAUAUUUUACAUUAUUCAUCCGGACCUCGGUAGUAGAAUAGAGCAAGGAUUACUUGCUAAUAGUUCAAAGCAUUAUUGGAAUGAUUAUUAAGGAUAUUUUUGUAUUUUAUUAGUAUUACUAGCUUUUGCCCGCGGCUUCGCACUCGUUUAUUUCGGUUUAGUUUAAUAGAUGUUAUUAUACAUAUAAACCUGAAUCUUUAAUCACUCUGACAAUUCAA